AUGGACCCUCUCAACGCUCCUUUCUCUGGCGUCCCGGCCAAUGGUGGCGCUCCUGCCAACCAAAUGUCGUUCCCCAACGGCACCCCUCCCAACCCCGACAUGGGAGCCGUUGCCCCUCCACCGGGCGCUGGCCAGGAGCCUCCUAAGACGACUCUCUGGAUGGGAGAGCUCGAGCCCUGGAUGGAUGAGAACUUCAUCAAGGGUGUCUUCCUUUCGGCCGCCGGUGAAACCGUCAAUGUUAAGGUUAUCCGUGACAAGAACUCCGGCAACGCUGGUUACUGCUUCGUCGAGUUCCAGUCCCCCGACGCUGCUACCAAGGCCCUUGGCCUUAACGGCACCCCUGUUCCCAACAGCUCUCGUCAGUUCAAGCUGAACUGGGCCUCGGGUGGUGGACUCGUUGACCGUCGGGACGACCGUGGCCCCGAGUACAGCAUUUUCGUUGGCGACCUCGGCCCUGAAGUCAACGAAUACGUUUUGGUGUCCCUGUUCCAGGCCCGUUUCCCCUCAUGCAAGUCCGCCAAGAUCAUGACGGAUGCCAUGUCCGGUCAGAGCCGUGGCUACGGAUUCGUCCGCUUCUCCGACGAGAACGAUCAGCAGCGGGCUCUUGUCGAGAUGCAGGGUGUCUACUGCGGCAACCGACCCAUGCGCAUCUCUACCGCCACCCCCAAGAACCGUGGCAACCACGGCUUUGGCCACGGCCAGCACAACGGCCCCAUGAUGGGCGGCGGUGUUAUGCCCCAGCAGCAGAUGUGGAACGGAGCCCAGGGCUUCUACGGCGGUUUCAACCCCGCUACCCAGAUGAACCAGUUCACUGACCCCAACAACACCACCGUCUUCGUCGGUGGUCUCUCCGGCUACGUCACCGAGGACGAGCUGCGGUCCUUCUUCCAGGGUUUCGGUGAGAUCACGUAUGUCAAGAUCCCUCCUGGCAAGGGUUGCGGUUUCGUCCAGUUCGUCCACCGUCACGCUGCCGAGAUGGCCAUCAACCAGAUGCAGGGUUACCCCAUUGGCAACUCCCGUGUCCGCCUGAGCUGGGGCCGAUCGCAGAACAACUCUGGCGUAGGUACUCCCUACCGUCCUGCCCCUCCCCCUCCCCACUACAUGGGCAUGCCCAGCCACGGUCCCGGUAACUACGGCCCUCAGCACUUUGGCGGCCCUGCUCCUGGUCCCCAGGGACCUCCCGGACCUCCCGGCCCCCCCGGACCCGCCGGUCCUCCCCAGUAA
Fusarium keratoplasticum is the source of this 1224-nucleotide messenger RNA. RefSeq lists its product as uncharacterized. The record is from RefSeq and is a predicted model, not a curated record. Gene Ontology annotation, biological process: mRNA splice site recognition. The transcript has 3 exons. NCBI's taxonomy places the organism in Eukaryota, Fungi, Ascomycota, Sordariomycetes, Hypocreales, Nectriaceae. Gene Ontology annotation, cellular component: cytosol. Gene Ontology annotation, molecular function: mRNA binding. Bases 1 to 1224 code for a protein of 407 amino acids.